This is a messenger RNA of Lipotes vexillifer (Yangtze River dolphin), 1599 nucleotides long. RefSeq names its product HEPACAM family member 2 (gene HEPACAM2). Gene Ontology annotation, biological process: centrosome cycle. The record is from RefSeq and is a predicted model, not a curated record. Gene Ontology annotation, cellular component: Golgi apparatus; centrosome; midbody. NCBI's taxonomy places the organism in Eukaryota, Metazoa, Chordata, Mammalia, Artiodactyla, Lipotidae. The transcript is spliced from 9 exons. The coding region runs from base 25 to 1377 and encodes 450 amino acids.
UGUAUUUCCCCUUUAGAUUGUGAAAUGUGGUUCAGGGUCUUUACAACUUUCCUUUCCUUCAUAGCAGGUGCUUGUUCCGGGCUGAAGGUGGCGGUCCCAUCACACACAGUCCACGGCAUCAGGGGUCAGGCUCUCUACCUCCCCGUACACUAUGGAUUCCACACUCCGGCUUCAGACAUCCAGAUCAUAUGGCUGUUUGAGAGACCCCACACGAUGCCCAAAUACUUACUGGGCUCUGUGAACAAGUCUGUGGUUCCCGACUUGGAAUACCAACACAAAUUCACCAUGAUGCCACCCAAUGCCUCCCUGCUCAUCAACCCAUUGCAGUUCACUGAUGAAGGCAAUUAUAUCGUGAAGGUCAACAUUCAGGGAAAUGGAACUGUGUCAGCUAGUCAGAAGAUUCAAGUUACCGUUGAUGAUCCUGUCACGAAACCAGUGGUGCAGACUCAGCCUUCCUCUGGGGCUGUGGAGUAUGUGGGGAACAUGACCCUCACAUGCCUCGUGGAAGGGGGCACCCGGCUGGUUUACCAGUGGCUAAAAAAUGGGAGGCCUGUCCACACCAGCUCCACCAACUCCUUUUCUCUCCAAAACAACAGCCUUCAUAUUGUUCCAGUGACCAAAGAAGACAUUGGGAAUUACAGUUGUCUGGUGAAGAACCCUAUCAGUGAGAUGGAAAGUGACAUCAUUAUGCCUACCAUAUAUUAUGGACCUUAUGGACUUCAAGUUAAUUCUGAUAAAGGGCUAAAAGUAGGGGAAGUGUUCACUGUGGAUAUUGGAGAAGCGAUCUUGUUUGAUUGUUCUGCUGAUUCUUAUCCUCCCAACACCUACUCCUGGAUCCGGAGGACAGACAAUGUCACUUAUGUCAUUAAGCACGGGCCUCGCUUGGAAGUCGCAUCUGAGAAAAUAGCCCAGAAGACAACUGACUAUGUGUGCUGUGCUUACAACAAUGUAACUGGGAGGCGAGAUGAAACUCAUUUCACCAUCAUCAUCACUUCUGUAGGAAUAGAGAAACUUGCGCAAAAAGGGAAAUCAUUGUCCCCUUUAGCAAGUAUAACUGGAAUAUCACUCUUUUUGAUUAUAUCCAUGUGUCUUCUCCUCCUAUGGAAAAAAUAUCAACCCUACAAAGUUAUAAAGCAAAAGCUAGAAGGCAGGCCAGAGACCGAAUACAGGAAAGCUCAAACGUUUUCAGGCCACGAAGAUGCUCUGGAUGACUUUGGAAUAUAUGAAUUUGUUGCUUUUCCAGAUGCUUCUGGUGUUCCCAGGAUGCCAACGAGAUCUGUUCCAGCCUCUGAUGGUGUACCAGGGCAAGAUUUGCACAGUACAAUUUACGAAGUUAUUCAGCACAUCCCUGCCCAACAGCAAGACCAUCCAGAGUGAGCAUUCAUGGGCAAAGCAAUGCAUUGAAAUGAAAUAAUGAAAGCACAUAUUGAGGAAAAACAGUGAAAAUGUAUAUUCAUCCGGAAUCAGUGAAGGAAUCAAACCUGAUACCUCUUACUCAUCACUCCUUUUAAUGCAGAAUAGAGUCAUUUAUAAAAAUCAGACUGCAGGUUUUCCAGCAUACACACAAUGCAUUGUGCUACAGAGGAGCAUGGUGGGGAA